This is a messenger RNA of Heteronotia binoei (common prickly gecko), 3564 nucleotides long. RefSeq names its product solute carrier family 2 member 8 (gene SLC2A8). Gene Ontology annotation, cellular component: membrane. The record is from RefSeq and is a predicted model, not a curated record. NCBI's taxonomy places the organism in Eukaryota, Metazoa, Chordata, Lepidosauria, Squamata, Gekkonidae. Gene Ontology annotation, molecular function: transmembrane transporter activity. The transcript has 10 exons. Bases 81 to 1574 code for a protein of 497 amino acids. Gene Ontology annotation, biological process: transmembrane transport.
ACUCAGGGCUAAGGAUUAGGCUGGCCCACUGACAACAGCGCAGGCAGUGCUGCACCGCUCCUUUCCUGACAACCCCAAAGAUGACUUCCGAAGAAUCCAGCCCUCUUCUGGGCUCCAGGCAGGGGUCUGCAGGGAUCCAGGGAGCCCCAGCGCUGGAUAUUUAUUUGAGCAGAGUCCAGAACUGGAAUCUCUACCUGGCCACGUUUGCCGCUGUGUUGGGACCACUGAGUUUCGGAUUCGUCCUUGGGUACAGCUCUCCAGCAAUUCCAGCCUUGAAGCAAAGCGACAAUCCAGCUUUAAGGCUAGAUGACAACCAAGCCUCUUGGUUUGGGUCUGUAGUAACUCUGGGUGCUGCAGCUGGCGGAAUCCUGGGAGGUUACAUGGUGGAUAAAGUUGGCAGGAAGCUGAGCCUGAUGCUUUGCACGCUCCCAUAUGUUAUUGGCUUCACAGUAAUCGCUGCUGCCCAGAACAUCUGGAUGCUUUAUGUCGGCCGGCUCCUGAACGGCUUGGCCAGCGGCGUCACUUCCUUGGUUGUUCCGAUAUAUAUUUCUGAAGUGGCUCACUCCAAGGUCCGAGGGAUGCUGGGCUCCUGCGUUCAGCUGAUGGUGGUGACAGGCAUCCUGGGAGCUUAUGUGGCAGGUAUGGGGCUUGAGUGGCGCUGGCUGGCGAUCCUGGGCUCCGUCCCCCCCUGCUGCAUGCUCCUGAUCAUGGCUUUCAUGCCCGAGACGCCUCGUUUCUUGCUGCAUCAGAACAAGCGCUCUGAAGCUAUUGCUGCUCUGCAGUUUCUGCGGGGACCCCUGGUGGACCAUGAGUGGGAAUGCAGCGAGAUCGAAGCAAACAGUGGCGAGCAGCAGAAACUGGCUAUAGCAGAGUUCAAGAAUCCAGCCAUCUACAAGCCUUUCCUAAUUGGAACCACCAUGAUGUUCUUCCAGCAGGUGUCGGGGAUCAACGCCAUCAUGUUUUAUGCAGACACUAUCUUUGAGGAGGCCAACUUCAAGAACAGCAACGCUGCGUCGGUCAUUGUGGGGUCCAUACAAGUCUUUUUCACAGCAGUGGCUGCUCUCUUCAUCGACAGAACGGGAAGGAAAAUCCUUCUGGUUGUAUCAGGGAUCAUCAUGGCCAUCAAUGCAGCAGUGUUUGGGAUCUACUUCAAAGUAACAGCCCCAAGUCUCAGCAACUCCUCCUACAUUGACUCACUGAAUGCCACACUCAUGGAAGAAGAGCACCACCUCUCUUGGCUGGCAGUGCUGAGUGUGGGUCUCUUCAUCAUGGGUUUUGCCCUGGGCUGGGGCCCCAUUCCAUGGCUGGUGAUGUCAGAAAUAUUCCCGCUCCGAGCACGAGGAGCAGCCAGCGGUGCCUGUGUCUUAACAAACUGGUUCAUGGCGUUUCUGAUAACCAAAGAAUUCCAUGACUUCAUGGUCCUCCUGACCCCUUAUGGUACGUUCUGGCUGUUCUCUGCUAUGUGCCUUCUCAACGUGCUCUUCACUGUUUUUUGCAUACCUGAAACCAAAGGCAAGACCCUAGAAGAGAUAGAGACUUACUUCCAGGGAUCACGUCAGCCAUUGGCAUUCUGAGGGAGGAAAUCUGCCGUCUUUCCUCUAGGAUUUUAUCACGGGUGUUGACUGAUGGGCCCCAAAUCUUCCUGCUUCAAAGAGAUUCUCGUGGAUUUCGUGGGGAGCUGACGGGUCCAGUUCAGCUUUUAAGGAAUGUAACCGGGGAGUUUUUGGGGAGACAAAGGUGGACUUUGUGUGAGGACUGAUCACAUUGUAGUGAAAGAACGAAUGGUGCUAAACUUUCCAAAAUAUGUUUUUCUAAUCUUUGGCUAUGCCAUGACAUAUAUUUUCCGUUGUGCCUGCUGACUGCUGCUCAAAAAGGUAAGUGUUAUGAAAACAGACGCAUGGUUGGCCCCGUUGUUCAGUUACAGUGCUGUAGCCGCGGGGCACGGAGAUCGGGUGGGCUUGGCAAAACAGCCUUCUCUCAUUGCCACUGCUGCCGUAUCUAGGAGAAAUAGGUAGCAGCAGUGUGAGGCAUCACUGGCCUGUUUCAUUGGUCCGUUUUUUAAAGUCUGUAGGCCUUUGGCAUACAGAGAUGCGAGACCAAACUUGCAGGCAGUAUUCUAGCCCGUUUGCUCAGCAGGAGGGACACGUGUCCCUAUCUAGUGUUCUAACCAGUGCGUGCAAAGACAUUAGGAGUAGUGGUCGAGCAACUGACUUUUUAUUUGUAGAGUGUAAAAUGUGAAUGUUAUUUUAUUAAUAUUUAAUACCGUUAACUCUGGACAGAUUAGGUUGCCAGUAUUUUAGGUUAUGCUGAGAGUCAGUGUGGUUAGAACCAGGGGUGGAAUUCUAGCAGGAGCUCCUUUGCAUAUUAGGCCACACACCCCUAAUGUAGCCAAUCCUCCAAGGGCUUACAAGGCUCUUUUUUGUAAGCUCUUGGAGGAUUGGCUACAUCAGGGGUGUGUGGCCUAAUAUGCAAAGGAGUUCCUGCUAGAAUUCCACCACUGUUUAGAACACUGGACUAGGAGCAGGGACAUCAAGGUUCAAACACCCAUUCAGCUAUGAUAGUCACAAAGGGUGACCUUUGCCUCAUUGUUCUCUCUUUUGGCCUCACUUACUUUGGUGGGCUCCUAUGAGAGUAAAUUUAUUUAUUUACUUCAUUUGCACCCCACCUUUCAGAGAGCCAGUUUGGUGUAGUGGUUAAGUGUGUGGACUCUUAUCUAGGAGAACCAGGUUUGAUUCCCCACUCCUCCACUUGCAGCUGCUGGAAAGGCCUUGGGUCAGCUAUAGCUCUUGCAGAGGUUGUCCUUGAAAGGGCAGCUUGUGGGAGAGUGCUCUCAGCCCCACCCACCUCACAAGGUGUCUGUUGUGGGGGAAGAAGAUAAAGGAGAUUGUAAGCCGCUCUGAGACUCGGAUUCAGAGAGAAGAGUGGGGUAUAAAUCUGCAGUCACCUUCUUCUUUCUCCUUAGUGGGGACCCCAGGCAGCUUACAUCAUUCUUCUCUCCACAGAAUAACUCUGUGAAGUGGGUCAGGCUGAGAGAGUGUGAUUGGCCCAAGGUUGCCCAGCAGGCUUCUAUGGUACAAAUUGGGAUUCGAACUUGGAUCUCCCAGAUACUAGUCCAGCACUCUUAACCUCUAUACCACAUGGACCAUGCACAUUGAUCUCCUUGUUGGAAGGGCAAGAUAAAAAUGUGUUAGGUUUUUGCUAUUUUAUACCAAUUCAUUCCCACAAUACCUCAUAUAACCUGAGGCUCUUUCACUACAAAAUUUCUGGGUGUUGCAUUAGAAAUGCACGCGUCUUCGCAGGACGUUGGCUUUCCCCCAUCCUUCCAUUUGCUUAGCAGUUCUGUGCAACUUUUCUAUCUGGCAUGGCAACUUCUUAUACCAGUAGAGGCUGGGCUGGUUCAGAUGUCAUCAAUCUCUUUCCCUGUCCCCGUGCUUUUGUAACUACUGAACUGAAUAUGGCAGAAGUGUUUACCUAGAAGUUCAGAUCCCAAGUUUAUUGUUAUAGUCUGGUUACAGAGCAUACGUGUGCAGUAUCAAUAAAGCAGACAUUUGAUCUGGAAAAAAA